Molecule: messenger RNA, 1248 nt
Organism: Dichomitus squalens LYAD-421 SS1
Lineage: Eukaryota; Fungi; Basidiomycota; Agaricomycetes; Polyporales; Polyporaceae
Exons: 1
Coding region: 1-1248 (415 amino acids)
Source: RefSeq, a predicted model, not a curated record
AUGUCUUCCGUCACCUCCGCGACGGGCCUGCUCAGGCAGCCUCAGAUCCGGCCGUACAGUCCUCCGACUGGCCGUCCCCCGAGCCGCUCUCCCUCGGUCCACUCCCAGGCUUCCGCUACUGCGCGGACCAUGCCCAAGAGAUUGUUCGUCGCUAACGCCGAUGCUGCGCCGGUCCCAGAGGACACCUUCAUCCGAGCACACCGAGAACAACAGGUGCGCCGUGGAGGCUCUUACGGCGCCAUGGGAAGCCCAGCCCACCCUCGUCCCACGGACCUAAUCUCCUUCUCUCCGGCGCCGUCGGUGCAUUCCCGACAUGGCUCCUUGAGUACCCCUCGUCGCAUUGCAACAUCACCCUCGAGCGCAGGGACCUUCGGACGGCGCCCGUCCGCUGCUGCGUCGGUGACGCCCCGACAGAUGGAAGAAGGCAACGCGCGCGCUCCGCGAGGGCCGCUUCUGCUCGGCGCGAAUCCAUUCAUGGAUUCGCCCUCGCGCAACGCCAGCCCCGAGUCUUUCCAUUCUGGCUUCAGCAUGAGCAGCGCACCCACGCACUCCAGCUCCGGAAGCUCGUAUACGCCGUUUAGCCGGACGUACGGCAGUUACCUCUCGCCGUACGCUUCCUACUCUUCCAAUGGAAGCCUCGUUGGUGUCCCUUCUCAACUCCAGCCGGGCGCAGAACCUUACCCCGCAUUCACCAAUCCGUUCAUGCCUCCGAUGAGGGAUUCGAAGGCCUCGAACGUCAGUUACCCAGGUACUCCUCUAGGGACGCCCGCUGCCUUAACUCCAAGCAACGCCUCGGUGCACUCCUUGGUGCCUAGCGUCCAUCUCCUCGACACACACCCCAGCACGCAACCCCAGUACAACCCGCAGUUUGGCAUCGUCCCAGCCAACUCGCUCAGCGCCCCGCCUACGGCGCACAUACGAGCUCCGAGCGACGACCUGCUCUGGCGCCCCUACAGCGCGGGCGCGCGCAUGAGCCGCAGUCCGAACGAUCCGCUGUACGAGGACGUCAAGCUCCCGAACCCGUACGGCGGGGAAAUCAGACGAUUUGGCAGCGUCCCGCACGUGCGGAGUGGGAGCUACUCUGACGGGUACGGGGCUGCUGGUUAUGGGUCGUUUAGCGUUCGGGGCGCUCCUUAUGUAGGGCAGGGUCAGGGAAUUCCCAUUCGCGGGGAAGGGAUCGCCAGGGGCGCCGUUGUGGCUCAGGUCCCGAGUUGGCGAGAGAUGGUCAUGCGGGCCGCUAGUGGCUGA